Messenger RNA from Fusarium tjaetaba, 786 nucleotides. RefSeq names its product ribonuclease H. The record is from RefSeq and is a predicted model, not a curated record. The transcript has a single exon. Gene Ontology annotation, molecular function: RNA-DNA hybrid ribonuclease activity; nucleic acid binding. The coding region runs from base 1 to 786 and encodes 261 amino acids. Gene Ontology annotation, biological process: DNA replication, removal of RNA primer. Lineage: Eukaryota; Fungi; Ascomycota; Sordariomycetes; Hypocreales; Nectriaceae.
AUGGAUGACGUCCUUGACGAGGACCCAAGCGAAUGGCCAGUGAGGCGUCCAGAAGAAUAUGAAGACGAUCUCGACCGCGCUGGCUCUCUGGAUAUCGACAGACUAGAUCCCAUUCGCCGCAUGGGAAUGUCUAUAGGCAGAGGAUCAGUCCUACCAACAGUCUUUGUACCGCCACCGUCCGCAACUCCCCAAAGCCUGUUUCCUGCAGGCACUGGACGCAAAGCUCACCCACCUGUGACACGAUUUAUUCGAGUGGAAAAUCCAAAGUCUUUUCUUAUCUACACUGAUGGUGCGUGCCCUGGCAACGGACAAGCUGAGCCUAAGGGGGGAUGGGCAUUUGUCUUCGGGCCUCAGGAACCAAACACCACUUCGAGUGUAAACCAACGUCUGGAAAACCAGGGCCCAUUAGGCGAUUAUGCCAACCCAACCAGCAACAGAGUAGAGCUUCGAGCUAUCAUCGGCGCUCUUCGUUACAGGAACUGGGCAAACGAAGGCUUCACCACUCUUGUCCUGGCGACUGAUUCAGAAUACGUCGUCAAAGGUGCAACAGAGUGGAUCCAAGCAUGGCUGCGUAGGGGCUGGAGGAAAAGUGGCGGAUCUGUUGUAAGCAAUGUGGAUAUGUGGCAGGUCUUUCUUGGGGAGGUAGAGCGUUGGGAUGAGUACGGUGUCAAGAUUCAGCUUUGGAGGAUUCCGCGGGAGUGGAAUACUAAAGCCGAUCGGUUGGCAAAGGAGGGUGCACAGCUUGAUGAGGAGCUCACCUUUAAAGAGAGACUGGGUAUCCCAUAG